This is a messenger RNA of Astrephomene gubernaculifera, 1721 nucleotides long. NCBI's taxonomy places the organism in Eukaryota, Viridiplantae, Chlorophyta, Chlorophyceae, Chlamydomonadales, Astrephomenaceae. The record is from the annotation of a GenBank genome assembly.
UGCAUGGGUGCUCCGAAACCGAGGGUACCAUGCUAGACGACUACAGCAAUCGACCUUUUUCCAUUCUCCUUGCCGUUUCCUCUCAAGACCUCAUCGGACCAGAGCAAGUACCCACUUGGUUGCGUUUUUGGGCGCCCAGCUUCCCUCAUUAUCUGUAUACUUGUUUACAAAAGAGCUCCUCAAUACCUUACCACACGUGUAACUUUACUGUUAGAAGAGGGAGUCCAUGGUUUAUUGGCUUGUAUCACUCCAGCUUCCAAACAAGCGGAAAGAUGCAAUCUGGGAGCUGCUGCAAGAAAAAACGAGCGCAGCAGCGCUUGGCAGCAACUAUAAGCUCGAAAUUCCAGAGCUUCGCGUUGGCACGCUCGACUCCCUGAUGGCGCUCAGCGACGACCUCAGCAAGACUUCCAACAUGAUGGAGGCCGUUGUCACCAAGGUCAAGCGCCAAAUAAACGAUGCUGGGGGAGCAAAGUCGCUGUUGGAGCUUAAGGUGGAGGGCAUCUCGACUGAGGCAUACGUCCAGCGGUUCAAGUGGGACGAUGCUAAGUUCCCAGCCCGGAGGCCCCUUAAGGAGACCGUCGAGAAGAUGACGGAGCUGGUUAGCAGGAUUGAGGACGAUCUCAAGGUUAAAGCCAGCGAGUACAACAACUUAAAGAGCCAGCUCAGCCAGGUCACGCGAAAGGCGCAGGGCAGCUUGGCAAUUCGGGACAUCAACCAGCUUGUCAAGCCCCAGCAGGUCAUCGAUACUGAGCACAUGACCACCAUGUUCGUUAUCGUCUCCAAGUUCUCCGUUAAGGAUUGGGAGGACAGCUACGAGACCCUGUGCAAGUUCAUUGUGCCGCGGUCCUCUGCUGUGAUCGCGGAGGACAACGAGUACGUGCUGCGGAGUGUGGUGCUGUUCAAGAAGGCGGUGGACGACUUCAAGGCGGCCGUGCGGAGCAAGGGGUACCAGGUGCGCGAGUACACGCCGCCCGCGGAGGGCUCGGAGCUGUCCAGCGCGCAGGCUGAGCAGCUGAAGCGGGACGUGGAGCAGAAAAAGACGGCACUGGAGCAGUGGUGCAAGACCGCGUACGGAGAGGCCUUCAGCUGCUACAUGCACGUGCUGGUGGUGCGGCUAUUCGUGGAGAGCAUCCUGCGGUACGGACUGCCGCCCUCCUUCCAGGCGGCGGUGGUGCGGCCGCAGGAGAAGUCGGAGACCAAACUGCGAGCGGAGCUGGAAUCCACAUUUGGCGGCGGCAAGCAGCAGUACUGGAAGGACGACGGGUCCAACCUCGGCGCUGGCCUGCUUGGAGAUACGGAGCUCUACCCCUACGUGUCGCUCACACUCAGCACCGACUACGCGGCCUAAUAAUUGGCCUUGGCGCUUGGAUGGCUUGCUAGGGACACCCGCGGGGUGUAGCGCCUAGUACGCCAUGGACGGGGAGUGUGUACUGUUCUCGGAAAUGGCUUGGGAAGGGGUGAUUGCUGCAUAGGCGUGCUACCAAUGGGCGGGCGUAGAUGUCUCGAUGGGAGGACUCUUUCCGCGGACGUUUUACUUGGGUUCUUGUGUUAUUGAGGUGGUGUUCCAUUGUUCAUGGCACUCAAAAUCUAUAAAGUUGUGAUGUGACCUGGGGCGCUAGGACGACGGGCAACGGAAACCGUUUACUUGCUUGUCGAUCAAGCGGAUCAUGCAGGAUGAGGAGCGGGAGGGGCUCUACCCGUUGUUAGACGCAGCUAGCCUC